Molecule: messenger RNA, 1509 nt
Organism: Bathycoccus prasinos
Lineage: Eukaryota; Viridiplantae; Chlorophyta; Mamiellophyceae; Mamiellales; Bathycoccaceae
Exons: 1
Coding region: 1-1509 (502 amino acids)
Cellular component (GO): membrane
Molecular function (GO): transmembrane transporter activity
Source: RefSeq, a predicted model, not a curated record
AUGCCUCCCAUUUAUUACUGUUGCGUGUGGUACUUCAUCUUCUGCGGCGGACUCGCGGUCCUUAUUCCGUACCUCCCGGUGAUAUUCCGUCACUGGAAUUUAUCGCCGUCGCAAAUCGGCAUCAUCGCGGCGUGUAAACCUUUAAUAGGAUUCGGCAUUCAACCAAUGUGGGGGCAGAUUGCGGAUUACACGAAACUGCACAGCAAAAUACACGCGUUUUGCUUAUUCGCGUCCGCGUGUGGGUACGGAAGUCUUUAUUUUCAAAAGAGAGAGUUUGGGAGAAUAUUAGCGCACGUUUUGGUGACGGAAACGUUCGGCUCGGGUGGCUUUUUCUUGGCGGAUAACGCGACGAAUUUUAUGGUAUCGAAACAUCUCGAGCGGAAUCCGAGAAGUUCGAUAUCGUACGGGAAGGUGAGGUUGUGGGGUGCCGUAGGAUGGGGGUACGUUUUCGCGCCGCUGAUGGGAUUGGUGUUGACGGAGGAGAAGAACGCGCAGUUCGCGCCAUUUUUGGCGUACGUUAUUCUGUUUUCGAUGGCGAGCGCGAUUGCGUUGAGGAUGGAGCAUCACGAGAAGACAGUAGCGGACGAAGGAGACGAUGCAGAGAUUGUGGUGAUGAAUGACGACGAAGGCGAAAACGAAAGGAUGGUGGGUGUCGCGAGUAGCAGUAGUCGUAAUCGCGGUGGUGGUGGCCGCGGCGGUAGGGUUGGUGCGGACGGCACUCCUUCGAAAAUGAAACGAACUGCCUCGUUCGCCGAUUUCAACGACGUCUCCAAGCGCACGUUUCGAAUCGUCACCGAACCGAGCGCGUUUUUAGUUUUCCUUUUGUUUUUACUCAUGGCGUUGAGUAUGGCAUUAACGGACACGUAUUUAUUCUUGCACUUGGAGACGUUAGGAGCGCCUCCAAUAUUGAUGGGUCUCGCGCUUUUCUUCACGUGUGUCGCGGAAGUGCCGGUGUUCUUUCACGAGAAGAAAAUUAAAGAGUUUUUAGGUUUAGACCGUUCGAUGUUACUUAUUCUCGUCGCGUACAUCUUUCGACAGUUGGGAUACGCGUCUUUGAAAUCGUUUGGGAGUCCGUGGUUCGUGUUGCCGUUACAAUUACUUCACGGCAUCACCUUUGGAUUGUAUUGGUCCGUAGGCGUUGAAUUCUCGCGGUUACUCGCGCCGGAAGAUUUACGCGCUGCGGUGAUGGGGUUCUUCUCCGGGAUGAACUCACUGGGAGCUUUUUUAGGCGCUAUUUGUGGUGGACGCGUGUACGAUAGAGUUGGUGGGGGAGGCUUGUUCUUCAUCGCGGCUGCCGGGAAUACGAUUUUAUCACUCGUCUUUGCGUUGAAGAUGGCGUUUGGAAAACGAGUCGUGCCGACAACAAACACGGUCGUCGAUAACAUCAUAGAAAUAGAUAUGAGCGGCUUUGUGAGAUUAGAAAGUAGCAUGCCGCCCUCGUCUUCUUUGAGCGAUGCAGGUGAAAGAGAUGACCUUGACAUUGAUAGGAGUAUUGAUAGUAGAAUCUAG